GAAAUUGAAAAUGAGCAGGCAAAAAAAUAGAGGGUCUGAAGUGGCAGCUGAGGAAGUAAAAGACUUGUUGGAUAAAGAGCAGCUCUGUCUUCUGAAAGCAAAGGCAAUGAUCCAGCAACAAAUGAAAGUGCUUCAGGCAGAAGCAGCUACGAUACAGAGGCUGAUCAGUGUGCAGGAGCAGCCCAGGUCAUCUGACGGAGAGACUGUUGUCCCUGUAACUCAGGGAAUAGACCAAGACCCUCCCUCAAAAGGACUGCCACAACUCAACCUGGCCGUCAUCAAUGAGCCAAAACAUGGCGGUGAUGGAGAAAUGGAGACUGACUCUGAGAGUGGGGAUGACUGAACACAAUUUCACUAGAAGACCCAGAGUGCUGAAUUGUAACACGUAACUUGGACUUCAUUCUCAAUCCAUCAAAUUUCAUAAUUAUAUAUUAUUAUAAUUAUAUGGCCAGUUGUUUGUCUUCAUCCUGUCAGGUCAUAAUUAUAGUCAUAAUAAUAUUAUUAUUAUUAUAUAUUAUACAAUAACAUGCAAUCUAA
Messenger RNA from Halichondria panicea, 537 nucleotides. RefSeq lists its product as uncharacterized. The transcript has 3 exons. The record is from RefSeq and is a predicted model, not a curated record. The coding region runs from base 11 to 343 and encodes 110 amino acids. Lineage: Eukaryota; Metazoa; Porifera; Demospongiae; Suberitida; Halichondriidae.